GCGGGAGGGGCGGAUCGCGCUUCUUUCUGUCUGGUCACGUGUGGCGGGAAGUGGCGCCUGCAGCAGAGUUCUGGAGAUGGGGACCUCCCUGGACAUUAAGAUUAAAAGAGCGAACAAGGUUUACCACGCCGGGAAAUCAAGGAAGAGAAGCUUCUACUGAUGUUGUGAUUAUAAUACGCCAACCAGUGGUCAACCCAGAUCCCGGUCCCAAGAGGUUAACUGAAAAACGUUCUAACAGAAGAACUUCCCUCAGGAAAUGCUCUCGGGUGUGGUGGUCAUAUGUGGAAAGGACUCUGUCCAGCACCAGGGCGUCUCUCUGACCGUGGAAGGAACUGUGAACCUCCAGCUCAGUGCCAAGAGUGUGGGUGUGUUCGAAGCUUUCUACAAUUCGGUUAAGCCCAUCCAGAUUAUCAACAGCACCAUCGAAAUGGUGAAGCCGGGGAAGUUCCCCAGCGGCAAGACUGAAAUCCCGUUUGAAUUCCCCCUGCACGGGAAGGGCAACAAAGUCCUGUAUGAGACGUACCACGGAGUGUUUGUCAACAUCCAGUACACCCUGCGCUGCGACAUGAAGCGGUCUCUGCUGGCCAAGGACUUGACGAAGACCUGCGAGUUCAUCGUCCACUCCGCUCCUCAGAAGGGGAAGCUGACCCCAAGUCCCGUGGACUUCACGAUCACGCCUGAGACCUUGCAGAAUGUCAAAGAGAGAGCCUUGCUCCCAAAAUUUCUCAUCCGGGGCCACCUGAACUCGACCAGCUGCAUCAUCACACAGCCCCUGACAGGCGAGCUGGUGGUGGAGAGCUCAGAGGCCGCCGUCCGGAGCAUCGAGCUGCAGCUGGUCCGCGUGGAGACCUGUGGAUGCGCGGAAGGCUAUGCCCGUGACGCUACUGAGAUCCAGAACAUUCAGAUUGCCGAUGGGGAUGUCUGCCGGGGCCUCUCGGUCCCCAUCCACAUGGUCUUCCCCCGGCUGUUCACCUGCCCCACGCUGGAGACCACCAACUUCAAAGUGGAAUUUGAGGUGAACAUCGUUGUGCUGCUUCAAGGCGAUCACCUCAUCACAGAGAACUUCCCGCUGAGGCUCUGCAGGGUGUAGCGGGCAGAGCAGCGGUGAGGCGCAGCCAUGGGAGCCCUGCGGGCUGGAGCCCCGCACAGGCCGCUGUCCCCGUGACGGCUCCGCUCCAGAAAUGGACCUGGGAUCACAGUCACCCUCUUCCUCGUUUCCGCGAGUCUUCGGCGGCCGGCAGGUGCCUCUAAAUUCAUUGGGAUUUCCUAAUGUUAUCGGCAAGGUCAUUUCAGAAAGCAAAAUUUCUCAGGCCGCCUGACUCUCCUGCUGCUGCUUAGGGCCAGAGGACAGCGGUAACAGCAGUUGGAGCUCUGCUGGGAAGUGAGGUCCCAGGUCGGCAGGGAGCAAUCCCCUACCCUGUGCCUGGCAGACAGAUGGGUCUAGGACUGCAACCGCAGAGCCACCGCAGGACAGGGACAGGUGUGCCCCUUGCUGGUGGCAUCCACAGAUGCCCUCUGAGGUGGAUGCCCUCCUGGGAGGAUGCCCAGUGGCCGCCACUGCAGAGCUCUGUAGUUCUCCGACACUGUUCACAGUAAGUUCUCUUACAGAACUGGAAGAAAGUGUUCCUUGCUGUCAUUGGACUGAGGGGAUUUGGUGACAAUGGCUGAAGUAUUUCUGAAGUCUUGGGACCUGGUAUAAAAUCACGUGCCACUGGGUUCCCAGAGUGCGCUUCAGGGCCAGGUUAUGAGGGGGCCACAGGUGUCUGUGCCUGGUGUUGGGUGGGUUCUGAGCAGCAGGAGGCUCGUUUCUGGGGUAGUAGGUGAAGGCCUGUCUACACUGGCUGGUGCCAAAACAGUGCCCUGGACCCGAUGAACUUGGCCUCUCUCCAACUCCCAAGGGACCUGUGUCCCAGCCAGGGGACUGGGCCUGAAACCACUUCCUCCAUAGCCCCGUUCUGUGGUUCACAGUGUGUGGUGAACCUGUCACAGCCCAUUUCUUCCUUCCUGUCCUGCCAUCUCCCAUUGGUCCACCAUUGACAAGCCCUCAGAAAUAAGUGCUGCGCUUUGCCUGCCGCCAGGCCUUCCCUGCCAGUCUCCCGCAUGGGCGGGCUUGGGCAAGGGGGGCUCAGGUGGACAGCCAUCAUCCCUGGGCGGCAUCUGACGUUGUGUGAUGCUGAGUGCAGACCGCCCCGACCCAGGAAUGGCUUCACCCCAGGACUCCACCAGAGAGUGUGACCCUACUUACACAGAGCCAUUCAAAGGCCAGUUCCCACAGGACACAUUGCUGGUUCAUAAGUCUCCUCUCAUGCUCACAUUUGUCUUUGACGAUGGGUUUAAAGUAGCAGAAAACAAAGAGGCUCUACUUCUGGGGACAUUUCACAGGUAGAAAUCAUUUUUAAUGGAAAAUAAACCUAAGUGAGAAUUUUGAGGAAUUGUUUCAGAGGUAUAAUGCUAUGUCAUUUCUUUAUUAAAUCCAUUUUAUGGGCAUAAGUAGGACAAGUACUCUUAGGGAAUCAUUGUUACCUGAAAAGGGGCCACAGCACAGCCACCCUCCUCCUUUCCUUCACCCUGGGAGGCUCUGGCAAGGGCCCCAAGCUGGACAUCCCCUUCCCCUCUGUGGCCAGGCACCCCGACCGGUGGUUGUUAAGGGAAACUCAGAUGUCUGGCUGCCCUGGCUGGAGCUGGGGCUGUCCACUCUUGGAGGCUGGGGUUGUCAGAUUCUCUCAUUUGAGGAAGAGGCGGUGAAGGAAAAAGUCUAAACUAUGAAUUUACUGUUUUGGAACUGUCCCUUUUGGCAGAAACACAUUUUGGCCAUUGAAGUUCCAGUAGAAUUGGGGCCUGGCUCCAGUUCUCAGCCAUGUUGCAGAUUCCAGGGAAGGUCGACAGGUUGAGCAGAAAUAAAAUGUUAAAAGAACCAAGCAUUGUGCCUGAGUUU
Molecule: messenger RNA, 2935 nt
Organism: Pteronotus mesoamericanus
Lineage: Eukaryota; Metazoa; Chordata; Mammalia; Chiroptera; Mormoopidae
Gene: VPS26C
Product: VPS26 endosomal protein sorting factor C
Exons: 9
Coding region: 257-1090 (277 amino acids)
Biological process (GO): intracellular protein transport
Cellular component (GO): endosome
Source: RefSeq, a predicted model, not a curated record